This is a messenger RNA of Venustampulla echinocandica, 2172 nucleotides long. Its product is annotated as ARM repeat-containing protein. Bases 1 to 2172 code for a protein of 723 amino acids. The record is from RefSeq and is a predicted model, not a curated record. The transcript is spliced from 6 exons. Gene Ontology annotation, cellular component: protein phosphatase type 2A complex. Gene Ontology annotation, molecular function: protein phosphatase regulator activity. Gene Ontology annotation, biological process: signal transduction. NCBI's taxonomy places the organism in Eukaryota, Fungi, Ascomycota, Leotiomycetes, Helotiales, Pleuroascaceae.
AUGAAUCGCUUCAGGCAGAAGGUUCACGAACAGCUGUCGCGCACGAAAGACCCUAACAAAACGUCUAAAUCUAAAAGCAAGGAGUCGAAAGAUGGCACCUCGUCGCCUUCACAAUCCGGCGCGUCGCGGGAUUCUGGUCAAUCACCCGUCGCGACGCCAUCCUCUUCAACCACGACCCUUAACGACCCUCGAAACAAGCCACUACCGCCAAAUGAUGGUGGUCCUCCAAAUUCGGUUUCCAGUCCCAGUUCGCAGCCACAACCAGCGUCGAUGGGCACGUUGAAUUCAGGCCACAACACGCUGUCCGCCCCAGAUCGCUUCAACGCGGUGACCGGCCCAUCACCAAGUGCUGGUGGUCCAGGAACCCCUGGCCGGCAACUGCCCCCUAGUGUUAUUAUUAGCCCCAGUGCGCCUCAUGUCCCUCCUCCUGGCGCGGCAGAGACGAUGCCUCAUGAUCUUGCUCCUCCGAAGGCGGGACAAAAAUCCCUCAUGUUUCAUGGCUUGCAAACAACCCCGAAAGAUGUCCCAGAAGGGCUCAGAACACCAAAGCGACAGCAUUCAUCAAGAUUUGAUAUAUCCCCGCAACGCGAGCUUGAGAAACUUCCUGGUUUCCACGAGGUUCCUCCAAAUCGCCGGCAGGAGCUUUUUAUGCAGAAGAUCGAUCAAUGCAAUGUUAUUUUUGACUUCAACGACGCCAGCGCUGAUAUGAAAUCCAAGGAGAUCAAGCGACUAGCGUUGCACGAACUGCUAGACUAUGUCGCGAACAAUAGACAAGUCAUCACAGAAGCCAUGUAUCCUAGAGUGGUAGACAUGUUCAGCAAGAAUCUCUUCCGGCCCAUCCCACCGCCCAUGAACCCCCAAGGGGAAGCUUUUGAUCCAGAAGAAGACGAGCCGGUCCUUGAAGUUGCCUGGCCUCAUAUCCAGGUGGUUUACGAGUUCUUCCUUCGGUUUAUCGAGAGCCAGGAUUUCAAUACCAAUAUCGCCAAGGCAUAUAUAGACCACAGCUUUGUCUUGCAACUUCUCGAGCUAUUCGAUUCAGAAGAUCCCCGAGAGCGUGACUUCCUGAAGACAACCUUGCACCGAAUAUAUGGGAAGUUCUUAAAUUUGCGGUCCUACAUCCGAAGAUCCAUCAACAACGUGUUUUUCCACUUUGCUUAUGAGACGGAGCGGUUCAAUGGCAUCGCGGAGCUGUUGGAAAUUUUGGGGUCUAUCAUCAACGGGUUUGCCUUGCCACUCAAGGAGGAGCACAAACUUUUCUUGACUCGCGUUUUGAUGCCUAUGCACAAAGUGAAGAGCCUGAGCAUGUAUCACCCUCAGCUCGCCUAUUGUAUCGUGCAGUUCUUGGAGAAGGACGCAGCGCUGACGGAAGAGGUCGUCCUCGGCCUCCUCCGAUACUGGCCGAAGGUCAAUAGCACCAAGGAGGUUAUGUUCUUGAAUGAAGUUGAGGAUAUCUUUGAGGUUAUGGACCCUGCAGAGUUUGCCAAGGUUCAAGAGCCCCUGUUCCACCAGCUCGCGAAGUCCGUCGCCAGCCCGCAUUUCCAGGUUGCAGAGCGCGCUCUGUACUUCUGGAACAACGAAUAUUUCUGCAACCUCGUCAGCGAUAACGUAGAGAUCAUCCUCCCUAUUAUGUUCGCACCUCUUUAUGAGAACUCGAAGGGUCACUGGAACAGGACGAUUCACGGCAUGGUCUACAAUGCUAUGAAGCUCUUCAUGGAGAUCAAUCCCCAGCUCUUCGAUGACUGCUCGCAUGAUUACACGGAGCACCAGAACAAUGCAGAAGCUCGCGAGAAGGCCCGAGACAACAAGUGGAAAGCGCUCCAAGAGCAAGCCAACCGCUCAAAGACCAAUGGUUCCAUCCGAUCCGGAACCGCCUCGUCGCCAUCGCGAAAUAAGGCCUCCACCCCACUACGGGUUGAUCAGGUUGACCCCAUUACCGAGGACAACCAAAAGCGACUGGACUCUCUCAAGCUUCAAGAUGCAGAUCGGAGAGAAAGAAGACCCGCUCACGAUAGACAAAACUCGAAACUAAGCUCGGGUCCCAGAAGCUUGAAAAGCAAUCGCGAUCGGUCUGGGAGUGCUUCUCCGUCGCCUGUCCCGGCAUUCAGCCCAUCGGAAGGGGAUUAUGGGUUAACGCAGACAUUGACGGAUGAGCAAGCAAGCCACCUUUCCUGA